Molecule: messenger RNA, 1254 nt
Organism: Talaromyces atroroseus
Lineage: Eukaryota; Fungi; Ascomycota; Eurotiomycetes; Eurotiales; Trichocomaceae
Exons: 4
Coding region: 1-1254 (417 amino acids)
Molecular function (GO): oxidoreductase activity
Source: RefSeq, a predicted model, not a curated record
AUGGCCUCGCUUUUGAGCAGUAUAUUUCCAUCGAGAUCGAACUAUUCGAUUCGAGUGCCGUCUGCCAAGACCCAUGAUCUCGAAAAUGCCGUGGAGAAACCCGCCAGGUCGUUGAAGCAUCUUUUGAAGCUAAAUCACCUUAACAAUUCUCUAUGGGUUGGUGGGACAUCUCACAACAAUGUAGCCCAUCAUCUGACUUCCGCGUUUCUCUUUGGCGCUGACGAUGCGGUCCUCAAUCAAAUAUAUGAAGUCGAGUCCAAGUCGCUAGAUCCGUGGAAAGAGGCUCCUGGGGAAGUCGUUGGCAGUGAUUGGAUGGAUUAUCUGGGGAAGAAAGAAUAUGAGCGCGCGUUCCUAGACUUCUUUGAGGACAACCUCGUGGAUGAGGGCUAUGAUUGGAAAUCAGUCGUCCAGAAAUUCCUAUUUUCGGACAACCAACCAUUAUUUAGCUCGAUCACUGCUGGCUUGGGACAACCAUUGAUACACCUCGCGCUGGCCUUUCAAAUGUCCAGUCGUGACCUCGCAAUGGAAGCGCUCACACUUGUUGCGACUCGCUACCACGACAACAACGUUGCCAAAUACUCUGAUGUAGCUGCCUACUUCCAAGCCGAACCCUCCUACAAAAGCUCUUCCAUUCUCGAGAUUCUCGAGCGAGUCCGAGCAGACCAGACACUUAAAACCACCGUCCUGGGGACACCCAGAGAACAAAAUCUAAGCAAUAUCUUUCGUGACCACGAAGCCACAUUGCUCAAUCAUUGCAAUGCCUGGACCAUCAUCUCCCAGGACCCAACAGCAACCUUCCGUGAUAGCCAGGCUGCUGCAGUGGCACUUUUCCUCGGAGCAAAAAUAAACAGAUCCAAACCAGAUAAUGCUAACAGCCGCAAACACGAUAUAUGCCUCCUCUAUCCGCUAUUAAUGAGCCACGCCAUCCGCAUAAUACUGCCCCAAACGCCCAACAAUUUCAUUAUAUCCCUUCUUAAGCAGUGGUGGCUGACGACUCUAGCAAUCUACGUGGCUCGGUUACGGCCAGAAAUCGAAUUAUCUAAGCCGGUUGUUGCAUAUGAUUUGCACGAUAAAGACUGGCGUUGGGUCGCGCAGCAAGCAGUCAAGGGUCCGCAUGCAAACGAUACACAUUUCGUGCUGACCUUGCGUGUCUUGAAAGAAUUGGGUCAGACAUGGGAUGAUCCUGAAAACUACUAUUUGAAAGCGGCAGUGAAGUUUGUGCAUGAAUUUAAUGGUUGGGAUAUUUUUGCUUGA